This is a messenger RNA of Dentiscutata erythropus, 383 nucleotides long. The record is from the annotation of a GenBank genome assembly. NCBI's taxonomy places the organism in Eukaryota, Fungi, Glomeromycota, Glomeromycetes, Diversisporales, Gigasporaceae.
AUGCUUAUUACUGCAAUGGAAUCUAUUGCUUCAUCUUUGAAGCAAGCUGAAAUUAUUCCCGAUGUCUCGGAUGAGUUUGUGCCCGAGGCACUACUUGAUAUAACCUACGGUGAGAAGAAAGUAGAGCUUGGCAACAGAUUCACUAUGGGAGAAACAGAUAAAGCUCCGAUCGUUAAUAUUGCGCUUGGUGUAGCAGGCGAUGAUAAAUCUCGAUUUACGUUGAUGAUGGUUGAUCCUGAUGCACCGAGUCGUCGUCAACCAGAUAAAAGAGAAUGGCGUCAUUGGGUCAUUGGAAAUAUUCCAUCUGAUGGAAAUUUGAGCGGAGGAACAGAACUUGAUGGUUACGCAGGACCAACUCCUCCCUCAGGAAGUGGAGACCAUCG